This is a messenger RNA of Nematostella vectensis (starlet sea anemone), 1515 nucleotides long. Its product is annotated as bifunctional protein GlmU. The coding region runs from base 251 to 742 and encodes 163 amino acids. The transcript has 2 exons. The record is from RefSeq and is a predicted model, not a curated record. NCBI's taxonomy places the organism in Eukaryota, Metazoa, Cnidaria, Anthozoa, Actiniaria, Edwardsiidae.
UUUCUAUAAAAUAUCAUUAAUAAAGUGUCAGAUUUCAAUCGUAAAUUAUUUUUAUAAAGUUUUCUUUCAAAUGAACCGCUGUAUUUUCAAUUGUAAACAAUAACAAAAAGGUGUGGUUGAACGAAAUAGUUGGUUUUAAUGAACGAUUCCCCAAUUUGUAGUUUCCUGUAUACAGGUUUAGCUUGAGUCAAAACUAGACUGAUGGGGCACCUGUGUCUUCUCAAAUGCGCUCGCCCCAGACUUCUAUGAAAUGGCGGCAAGUUUGGAAGAGCCAGAAUACAAGAAAAAGAAACUUACUGACAAGCCUCCAUCGGGUCUUCUAACGUGCCAUGCUAUACGACUAAAGCCUGGAGAAGAGCUAGUCUCAGGUUUGAAGCGUUUUGUGUCUGAAAAUGACCUCGGGUCAGCGUUUGUUCUGACGUGUGUCGGGAGCGUGAGAAGUGGUACCAUUCGACUCGCAAACGCCACUGUUAGCAGCAAAGGCGACCCAAACGAGAUCAUGGAACUAAAUGGGCAGUUUGAGAUUUUGUCCCUUGUAGGGACCAUAUCUGGUGGGGGCCAUCUACAUGUGUCCCUAGGGGACAAGGAGGGACGGGUCAUCGGAGGACAUGUCAUGGGUAACAUGAUUAUCUUUACUACAGCGGAAGUCGUAAUAGGUAACAGUCAACAGCUAAAUUUCACCAGGGAAUUUGAUGAGGAAACAGGUUUUGAUGAGCUAGUAAUUAGACCACUGGAAUGUUAAUGAAAUCACCUCAUGUUGCUAGGGGUGAGCGCAGGGCACACUCCUUGGCCACCAAAAACUGAAAAAAGUGGUGAUCGCCAAAGUUUAGACUUUUCUUAUAUUAUAGAUGACUGCACUAUCCCCCCCCCCCCCCCUCCCUAAGCCAACCAAUACUGGCUACGCACCUAAAUUGUAUUAAACUGACAUUGGUGUACAUCUUUUAUGUAAAAUGUGCAUAUUAGUAAUAUCCACGUUUGUCAGAAACCAUGCUCUCAUGUUGUACUUUUUAAUGGUUGUGUACCUUUGUCUCACAAUAAUCAUCAAAUUUGUGACUUUUAAAGAUUUGGUUUUCAUAUCCAAUGAUAUUUGGUUUUCAUAUCCACUGAUAUGGAAAUUUUGCUAUGCACUUUUCAAAUUUUUUGGUAGUUUUUCGAUGUUAGGGAGCACCAGCACCAAAAACACAAUGUAACAAAAGCCAAAAACAAAGACCUUAGAACGAGACAAUAAAAUAGAGUACAAAGGCCCCGGUAUCCGAUCCGAUCGGAUAAUAAUAUCCAGUGGUUAAGCUUGCGUUUACCGGAUGUACGCAGGCUAAGAAAUACCCAAUUUAUUUAAAAAUUGUUAAUAGAAGGGAUAAAAAAAGGGUAUACUUCAGCAGCAAGGUUUUUUUCCGCCAGGUUUUUCCAAAAGGGAUAGUAUGUAAUACUUUAUAAUAUAUAGUGGCAAAUAUACUCUUUGACUUUUUUUCCUCUGGUAAAUAAAUAUAUGAAUAAAUAAAGAAAUUGGAAUAACUG